Molecule: messenger RNA, 2744 nt
Organism: Tribolium castaneum (red flour beetle)
Lineage: Eukaryota; Metazoa; Arthropoda; Insecta; Coleoptera; Tenebrionidae
Gene: Mms19
Product: Mms19
Exons: 11
Coding region: 70-2730 (886 amino acids)
Biological process (GO): iron-sulfur cluster assembly
Cellular component (GO): cytosolic [4Fe-4S] assembly targeting complex
Source: RefSeq, a predicted model, not a curated record
GAAAAUGAAGGUUAUAGUAGGUUAUUUGGGGCAUGCGUGGUCAAUUAUCAUCUGUCAAAAAGUUUGGUUAUGAUGGCUUCGAAUUUGGCCAAAAAUUUCGAAAAUGUUACAAUAGAUGACCAAGAAUUUGCCGAAAAAUGCCACGAAUUGGCCCAAGCACUUGAAUCGGGUCAAGUGACCUUGUUACGCCUUGUCGAGGACCUAGGGGGGCUCCUUAUCGAUACGAGCCCCAAGGGGCGCGAGCUGGGCAUGUGGGUGUUGACACGUGUCGUCGAGACUUUGCCCCCCGAUGUUUUGGACGAAAAUCAAUUAAAAUUUUUAAAUCAGUUUUACACGGACCGGCUUAAGGACAAUCAUUUUGUGUUACCGGCCGUUUUGCGCGGUUUUCUCGCCUUAAUUCGGUGCGAGGGGGCCCCGAAAGGGGGCCCUGGCCCUUUUCUCGUCCAACUCUUCCACAAUGUCUCGUGCCAACAACAACAAGAAAACGACAGAUUAGCAAUUUAUCAAAUUUUCGAGACUUGUUUGGAGAAAUUUUGGCCAGAAUUGGAUGAAAUGGGGCCCGACUUUGUCUACGGUGUUAUUUCGGCGGUUGAUGGCGAACGCAGCCCCAAAAACCUGAUUUUUCUCUUUGAUUGGUUUCCGAAAUUUUUACGAAAAGUCAAAUUGGGGCACCUGGCUGAGGACGCUUUCGAAAUCCUGGCGUGUUAUUUCCCUGUUGAUUUUAGGGCUCCGCCACAGGACGAAAACGGCAUAACUCGAAAUACCCUCGCUGAAAAGCUCGCCUUUUGCCUCGUUGCCGUUCCACAAUUUGCCGAAUUCUCCCUUCAAUUAGCGUUAGAAAAAUUCGAUUCUUCGCUUGAAAUUGCUAAAUUGGAUUCGUUACGACUUAUUGAACUAUCAUUUGUUACUUUUGAUAUUUCACCAACCACAGUAUGGCCACUCAUACAAAAAGAACUGUUCCAAACGACAAAUCCAGCAAUUGAAAAAGCCUGUUUAACAACAAUGACAGCUGUUAUUAAGCACACACGUGACCCAAAUUUGACAGAAACGGUCAAAGAUAUCUGCGAUACAAUCAAAGGAAAUUUUUUACCCGACUCAAAAUUAUUCCAACCGUCGGCACGUUUGAUAAUCAGUGUUGCCAACGCAUCGGACAGCGUUGCCAACCUCGUAGCGCGUGAAACCGUCCCCAUAUUAACAAACAUGUAUAAUAUAGCCAACACAACGGCUGAAAAAACACCAUUUUUGCGCCUACUAACCGACUUGUAUGCACUUGCCAGCGAUUUAGAAAAUCUCGGGGAAGUACCGGUUUUACUUGUAAAAUCUGACUCACCAAUCGCUUUUGAUUGUUUACGUGACAUUUCGCCGAAACUACCCGAAAAAAUCCGACUUUUACUUUACCAAAACUACGUCAAGUUGUUACAAGUGCCACAAGAAGGCGCUGUCUUACAAUGUCUUGAAGCUUUAGCACGGGAUUACCCGAACGAAGUGGCUACGCACGUGGUCGGUAAUACAGAAAACUAUACUCCAUGUUUUCUAGACGCCUUGUGUGUGACUUUGGCAAAUCAAAAAUUUUUCACGGCCCAUUUAAUCGAUUUAAUUUUGAAAAAUUGUGCAAUAAAAACAUUACAAAAAGUUUUAAUCAAAUUUGACGAUUGUGACGCGAUUUUUGACGUUUUAAACGCACAAAAUAUCACCCAUGUGUUGAUCGAGAUGGCUUUGACUGGUGAUACGUGUCACGAAACGAUUGCAUUUGUUUUGAAAAUUGUGAUUGGUCGAAUGUCGAGCGAAAAACAAAAUGAAAUGAUUCGAAACGAAUUAAGUCGAAUUAAGAUUGAGGAUAUUUUUUUACUAAGCGGGAUCUUGACUUGUUUAAGGCGCGAUGUUGUAAUUAAUUACGAAAUUUUAAGCGAAUUAAUUGAAUUUAUAAUUAGGGAGAGGGAUAAUUUGAGACGUAACGCAGCUAUAGAACUGGUUGCAAAUAUUUUGAACAAAUGUCCCAAUGAUGAUGUAAUUAGGGAAUUUUUGGAACGGGUUGACACUAAAACCGACCCCAUUCUUACGUCAUGGCUCACCAAGGCCUUAAUUAUGCGUAAUCACGAAUUAGGCACAUUCUGGACCACAAAAUUAAUCGAUUAUUUGGAUAAAGAUGAAAGUAUAGCUCCGUGUUUUCGCACAAUUAUGUCCAAUUCGGAGUCUUUAAGUACCAAAAGUCAUUGCAAUGUUGCAUUUUUGUACCAGCAGAAGUUUUUUACGAUAGUUACGAAUAAAUUAAGUGCGAAUUACAGUCCAGACAAGAAUUCGUAUUUAUCAGGCCUUGGAUAUUUACUAGAGUUCGCACCAAAACCGGCCGUUUUAGUCCAAUUUAGAAAAAUUUCGAAAUUAAUUAUUUCGUGUCUUGACCACACCACCAAUCAUGAGAUUCUCAUUGUAAUUUUGCGAUUAAUUCGCGAUUUUAUCACAACUAAGGAACAAGUUAUUGAGGAAAAUUUGGGGAUUUUUUUGGCAAGAUUUCUCAAAUUAGCAACUUAUGAUAAAUCUAUGAAAGUGCGAAUUUUGGCCCUCCAGUGUUUACAAGAAGUCACUUCUAAGUUUCCAAUUUUUAUGCUUUUGCCUCACAAAAAUGACGUUUUAAAGGUUUUAGGACAAGUAAUCGAUGAUAAGAAACGAAUUGUACGAAGGGAAGCAGUGGAGGCGCGCUCUAUGUGGUUUUUGUUAGAUUUUGAUAAAUAAAUUUUAUUACAUUA